This is a messenger RNA of Populus nigra (black poplar), 1669 nucleotides long. RefSeq names its product caffeoylshikimate esterase-like. Gene Ontology annotation, molecular function: lipase activity. The record is from RefSeq and is a predicted model, not a curated record. The coding region runs from base 463 to 1416 and encodes 317 amino acids. Gene Ontology annotation, cellular component: membrane. The transcript has 7 exons. Lineage: Eukaryota; Viridiplantae; Streptophyta; Magnoliopsida; Malpighiales; Salicaceae.
AAUCAAAUCCAAAUAUGAAAUUAAGGAAAAUCCAAUACAGUUACUCAGCUUUUCCACCUUUCCCUGCUAAUUUACGGUGACAGCCACGAGCAAGUUGUUAGGUUUAAAAUUAUCCAAGUACGGACACAAAACAGCUAUAUAAAUAUGAAGUGCGGAUAGAUUCUGAAGACAACUCUAACAAUCAACUUUCUUUCCUUUCUCUGCCUCUGUAUUCCUUGUAUGUCUUAUAUUUCCUUCCUUAUCUAGGAUUUUAUAGAGCAUUUUCCUGUUAUAUCUUAAUCUUUUAUCAAAACCCUGAACUCUCCAUAGUCUGUUUUUGUUAGCUUAGUCUUGUUCUCAACAUCUAUAUAUAUACAUAUUACACCAACUCAUCAAAAUCCCAGUUUUCUAUUAAUACAAAAAAACAGUUCCCUGAGAUUUUUUAGCAUCAAGUUUCAGGUUUCCGGGAUAUCCUUCAACGUCAUGGCACGAGAGGCUGGGAAUGUCAGAUAUGAUGAGGAGUCUGUGUUGAAUUCUCGAGGAAUGAAGCUUUUCACAUGCAAAUGGAUUCCCAUGAACCAAGAACCAAAAGCCUUGAUCUUUAUUUGCCAUGGUUAUGCCAUGGAAUGCAGCAUCACCAUGAAUAGCACCGCUAUUCGCCUUGCAAAGGCAGGUUUUGCAGUGUAUGGUAUGGAUUAUGAAGGCCAUGGAAAAUCAGCCGGUUUAAAAGGCUAUGUAGAAAACAUGGAUCAUGUCAUCAAUGAUUGCUCAAGUCAUUUUACAAGCAUAUGUGAGAAGCAAGAGAACAAGGGGAGGAUGAGAUAUCUGUUAGGAGAAUCCCUGGGUGGAGCAGUUGCUUUGCUCCUCCACAGAAAGAAGCCAGAUUUUUGGGACGGUGCAGUGUUGGUGGCACCCAUGUGUAAGAUUGCAGAUGAUGUGAGGCCACCUCAAAUGGUAAUUACUAUUUUAGGAAAGCUUUGCAGUGUCAUUCCAACUUGGAAAAUAAUCCCAACUAAGGAUAUCGUGGAUGCUGCCUUUAAACUACCUGAAGUAAGACAGCAGAUUAGAGAGAACCAAUAUUGCUACAAAGGGAAACCUCGCUUGAAUACCGGCCAUGAACUUCUACGAAUUAGCUUGGAUCUUGAGCAGAGGCUUGAAGAAGUGUCAUUGCCAUUUCUAGUUCUGCACGGUGAAGAAGAUAAAGUGACAGAUAAAUCUGUAAGCGAGAAACUCUUCAGUGUGGCUUCAAGUUCAGACAAGACCAUUAAGCUGUAUCCUGAGAUGUGGCACGGUCUACUCUAUGGAGAACCAGUAGAAAACCGUGACAUUGUUUUUGGAGACAUUAUCGACUGGUUAGGGAACAGAACUCAUCUUGGAAACACCAGAUUGGAGAUGGAGCAAAAACGUAUGAAUGAUGCUCCUUCCAAGUCUAAAUAAGAGCAAGAAAUUCAGUGGUGAUGAUGAUGAUCUUCUCCUGGGAAAGAUUUUAUUCUUCAAUUUGACGAGUGCUCGGUCGAAUUUCAGUUACAAAAUCAGCAAAGACAACAUAAAAAAAGGACAGCCUAAGUGAUGGCAUGAGAUACAUCAACAGUCGCUGUUGGACCGGACGGUUCCACCUAAAGUUAACCUAAAACUAUGAGAUAGGGACAUUUAAUAAAAUAAAAAUAAAAUGGCUUCUGAUUAUGCUUAA